Messenger RNA from Tribolium castaneum (red flour beetle), 1310 nucleotides. RefSeq lists its product as hypothetical. The transcript is spliced from 2 exons. Bases 54 to 1289 code for a protein of 411 amino acids. Lineage: Eukaryota; Metazoa; Arthropoda; Insecta; Coleoptera; Tenebrionidae. The record is from RefSeq and is a predicted model, not a curated record.
UAAUCCACUUUAAUAUAAUUUAGUGUAAAACUUGCUAUCUAACGAUUUUUACAAUGAAUUCCUCAAACCGAACAACGAAAGAAGACUUGGACAAGUGGUUGGAAAUUUUCUUGCAAAAAGAAGGUCUUCAUAACUACAGCUUUGAGAUAUCUGGAAACUCAGCAAAGGGUGACAACUACUUGAGCGAUAUAACAUUUGUUGAAAUUUCUGGUCAGACUCAAACCAAUGAGAACAAAAAGUAUCAUCUUGUAAUAAAAUGUGGCAAGAAAAGUGACGAAUUAAGAAAAAUAAUCCCAAUACAAGCAGCAUUUGAAAACGAGAUAUACUUCUACACAAAAGUGUAUCCUGUCUUUCUGGAAUUUCAGAAAGAGAAGAAUAUUGAAGAACCGUUCAACAAUGUGGCCAAGUGUUACGAUGCGUUCAUCAAAGAUGGCAUGGAAGUAAUAAUUUUGGAAAAUAUGAAAAGUAACGGAUUUUUCUUGCAUAACAGAAACAACAGUAUGAAUAAGGACCAUGUUUUGAAAGUCAUUAAGUUGUAUGGGAAAUUGCACGCAAUUUCGUUUGCUUUAAAAGACCAAAAGCCUGAAAUUUUUCAAGCUCUGGCUGAAAAAUUCACAGAUGUUAUGAAAAUUGCAUCUGAAACUAUGAAACUUGACGACGAAACAAAUUUCUUUCAAGAAAUCAUAGAUGCGGCAAAGGAAAAAAAUGAGCACGAAAUUGUAGAAAAAGCACAUAUUUUAAAUAAAAAAUCCCGAACUCACAACGACAUUACCGACCCGAGUGACCCUUACGCAAUUAUUCUUCACGGAGACUGCUGGAAUAACAAUUUCAUGUUCAAAUAUAAAGAUGAUGAGAAAAUGCAGUUAUCCGAAGUGUGUUUUUUGGACUUUCAAUUAAGUCGAUUAGCUUCUCCCGUCUAUGACUUAUCCUACUUUUUAUUCUGUUGCCUGUCUGAAAAAGAAGCCGAGAACUUUGAUGAAAUUAUAGACGUCUAUUAUGAGAGCUUUUGCAGUUUUGUUAAAAAGCUGGGUAGCGAUCCGGACAAAGUGUUUCCCUAUGAGGAAUUAUUAAAUCAGUGGAAGAAAUUCUCCUUGUUUGGGUUAGUCAUGAUGCCGAACAUUCUUAGAGCCUGUGUUCAAGACAAGGACGAAGUGAAAGAUUUGGCCGAACUGGUGGAGACGGGGCAAGGUUUUACUGAAGCAUACAAAGAGUCGUUUAAAAACACGAAAAAGUUUGGGGAAAGAACACUGCCGAUAAUGAGGCUUGCAAUUAGAAAAGGAUUUAUCUAAAUAAACUAAUCAAUAAUAAAA